This is a messenger RNA of Gongylonema pulchrum, 384 nucleotides long. Lineage: Eukaryota; Metazoa; Nematoda; Chromadorea; Rhabditida; Gongylonematidae. The record is from the annotation of a GenBank genome assembly.
AUGCUGCUAACGGGAAGCGUGGAGUGUGGCGAGGUGCGGCGCGAUCUGGAGGAGCCGGUGCUCAGCGAUGUGUGCUUUGUGCAGCCCCCGUACGGCAACCCGGCCGCGUUCGUGGAGACGCAUUUUGGCAAGAAUUCGGGCGCCAAGAAUAUGCAGUUCCGCAAGGGGACCACCACGCUCGCGUUUAUCUACGAGCCGAAAACAGCCAGUGACAAGGGGGGCAUCAUCAUCGCGGCCGAUUCGCGUGCCUCAGCCGGCGAGUACAUCUCAUCCAAAAGCGUGCUCAAAAUUCUGGACAUCGGCGACCGGAUGGUGGCAACGAUGGCCGGCGGCGCCGCGGACUGUCAGUUCUGGACACGUGUGGUCGCAAAGUACUGCACGUAA